Trematosphaeria pertusa is the source of this 579-nucleotide messenger RNA. RefSeq lists its product as uncharacterized. The annotation marks the transcript as partial. The record is from RefSeq and is a predicted model, not a curated record. The transcript has a single exon. Lineage: Eukaryota; Fungi; Ascomycota; Dothideomycetes; Pleosporales; Trematosphaeriaceae.
GCCUACAAAGUCUUUGGCGGUGACGGCACUCCCGCCCAGGGAUGGCCCAAGCAGUCCGACUGGAAGUCGUUCGAGGAUCUCUGGACCGCCAACCAGGGUACUAUGAAGGCCUCCUGCUCCCAGUUCUCGCAGGAGAACGACAGCGACCAGGAGAUGAACGACAUCAAGAGCGCCAUCCAAGCCACCGCUAAGGAGGCAAGCCUCCCAGCCGAGUUCCUCCUUGCCAUUGUCAUGCAAGAAUCCAAGGGCUGCGUCCGCGCCCCGACGACCAACUACGGCUAUGACAACCCCGGCCUCAUGCAGUCCUUCCAGGGCAAGAACUCCUGCAACCCCUCUGGCAGCGGCACUGUUCCCUGCCCCUCCGAUACCAUCACUGGAAUGAUCAGGGACGGUGCCGGUAUUGGUCUCGAAUUCGGCAUGCAGCAAGCUGUCGCUCAGUCCAAGGCCGACGACGUGAGCAAAUUCUAUAAGGGUGCCCGUAUCUACAACUCUGGCUCCGUGGAUGCCUCCGGCAACUUGGGCGCCGGUAUCGCUACCCACUGCUAUUCCUCUGACGUCGCCAACCGUCUGCUCGGAUGG